GGUGUACGCAAUCUGAAUCCAGUCCCCUACCAUGCAGAAUACAUGGGACAUAAACUACACUUGGACCAAAAUGAGAAGCUGGUGAUGUUUGGAGUGACGCAUGUUCUGGCAAUAGAUGGCUUCAGCAGCCAAAUUGUGGCUUACAACACCAUGUCUGUUAAAAACAACUUAACAAUCUAUCAGAAAGUUUACAGAGAAGCCGUGAUAAAAAACGGCAUGUGGGAUCAAAUCCGGGUUGACCAUGGAAAAGAGUUCUAUAUGUGCCUGUAUAUCCAAGAGCUGCUGUCCAGACACAGAUACAAUAUAAACAGGCAACCAUAUGUACAGACAAAAUCCUCAAGGAACCUCAAAGUUGAGCGAAUAUGGCCAGAAAUAAAUAACAGAGUCAACUAUCCCCUGAAAGAAGCCCUGCUGCAACUUCAAGACCAAGAGGUGAUCAACAUGGAGGACAACACAACUAAAUUUUGUGUAUCCAAUCUCACUUGUCAGGUUUCCUCAAUUGGGCUUGAACAAACUGUGCUAUCAUGGAAUGCACAUAGGAUUGCAGGAAAAGGAAUACCAAACAUCUUGGCUAAAGGUGGGUGUCCAGCAAGGAUUUCUGAGGACCUCCUUCCACAGGCCUCUGUGGUUGCAGACAUGUAUCAGCAAGAUGUGGGGUCCUGCCUGACAAGAACAUCAACAUUCGGGACAGAUCCCUUUUCUUGUGAGGAAGACAGAUCCCAGGCAGAGGAAGAAUUUGCUGAUCAUUAACCAGACAUUACACAGUGCUUUGAUCAGGCUGCAAAUUAUGACUUCACACCAUUUAAAGAAGCCAUAUUACAUCUCAUAAAUGUAACAAGACAUUAUUAGUGAAAAUCAAGGUUUCUUUAAGAAUAACAGGGACAAGACGUUCAUUGUAAUACUAACAUUUAUUGAAAAUUUUUGUUAAGAAUAAUUUUACAAAAGUACAAAAAGUACACAAAACAAAAAACAAGUCUUUU
Misgurnus anguillicaudatus (oriental weatherfish) is the source of this 980-nucleotide messenger RNA. Lineage: Eukaryota; Metazoa; Chordata; Actinopteri; Cypriniformes; Cobitidae. The record is from RefSeq and is a predicted model, not a curated record.